Messenger RNA from Penaeus vannamei (Pacific white shrimp), 473 nucleotides. The record is from RefSeq and is a predicted model, not a curated record. Lineage: Eukaryota; Metazoa; Arthropoda; Malacostraca; Decapoda; Penaeidae.
GCGAGGCCACCACGUUGAUCGAGGCCGUGAAGGCGAACGACUUGGGUCUCGUGGCCGAGCUCCUGGCGGGCGGUGCCGACGUCAUGCAGGUGGACAGCAUCAAACGCACUCCCCUGCACUGGGCGGGGCGAAUGGGCUACACAGAUAUCCUCAAACUCUUGUUAACGUAUAACCCGGACAUGGACGCAUUGGACAGAGACAGCUCCACGGCGCUGGGUCUGGCCAGGUGGCAGAAGCACGCGGAGGCCGAGGCUGUGCUAAUGGCGAACAAGGAGCGCAACACCUUUGCUGGAGGUUGCCAGUACGACAAAGAACUUCACCUGAGUGGGGACGCCUGGGCCACCGCCUGCCAUAACCAUGUGUGUCAGGAUAAAGUGGUUGUCUCCACUGUCAUUGAUACUUGUAAGUGAACCUCGACAGAGAGAGAGAGAGAGAGACAGAUAAAUAGAUAGACAGAGAGAGAGAGAGUAAGA